Messenger RNA from Paramecium octaurelia, 1837 nucleotides. Lineage: Eukaryota; Ciliophora; Oligohymenophorea; Peniculida; Parameciidae. The record is from the annotation of a GenBank genome assembly.
UAAUAAAAUUAAUAAUGUCUAAAAUAUUGAGAUAGGAUUAUGAAGAGGUUCUUAAAAGGAAUCCUAAUGACAUUAGAUCUAUGAUAGCAUUAGGUUGUCUUUCCUUUAAUUUAGGUUACUAAUUGUUACAAUAAUAAAAAAGGAAUCAGGCACUCUAUUGGUUUGAUGCAGCAAUCAGUCUGGAUCCUAAUAUGGUUGAUUCUCUAUGUGGAAAAGGUAACUGCAUGAUCAAUACACAAGGUGAUGCUUUGUAGUUAUUGGAUAAACAUUAGAAAGCAAUUUAAUGGUAUGAUCGAGCAUUGAGUAUUGCACCAAAUCAUGUUCCAAGCUUGGUAGGAAAAGGUACCUUGUUGUUCAAAUUAAUAGCCAAAGCACUUUAUCAAUUAGAAAUAGAUUUUAAUAAAUUAGCUAAACGUAUUGCAAUCAUUAAUUUUCUAUCUAGCAAAGCUCCUUAAUAAGUAAAAGACAGAGUCUAGUCUCAAUGAACGAGGUAUUACAACCUAUUAUUUUUCAUAAUCUAGAUUCAUUAGAAAAGCAAAAGCUUGAAUAACGUUUCAAAGAAAAAGGUAUUAAACAUUGUAUCUUUAAGAAGAUCUCAGCAAAGAAAGAUUAGAAAUCAGACUUAAAGAAAAAGGUAAUAUCCAAAUAUUAGAAAAUAGAAAAGCUUAAUUUAAAUAAGGAAUAAGAAGCAAGACUAAAUGAUAAAGGUAAUCAUAACCAAUAUUUAUAAGCCAAGGCCUUACAUUAAUAUAAAAUUGAAGCAUUACUUUAAGGGAAACGUAUUAUUCUCUAAGAAUUUAGCUAAACCUAAACAUUAAAUUGAGUUGGAGUAGGAAAUAGAAUUAGAACUUGAGUCUUAAAAGUACUUUGAUUAAGCAUUAUCAACCAAACCUAACCAAAUAUAAGCACUUACAGGAAAAGGUAAAAAACGUUGAUAUCAACCUAGGACUUUGUAUUAAUACAUUUUAUAAAUAACUUGAUGCUGAAAACAUUAUAAAUAAAGUCUUAUCUUUGCCAUCUAUUUAAGGUCAUAAUGAUAAACAAUCUGAUAUCUAUGCGGCAAAAGGUACUAUUUUGAUUUAUGCUAGGCGAUAUUUUACUAAAUCAAUAAAAAUAUGCAGAAGCCAAUAUUUUUUAUGACAAAGCAUUAGAAUUGGAUUCCAAUCAUCUUCAAAGCCAAUUUGGAAAAGGUAUUAUUUACAAUGAGAAGUAGGCUAAUAUUUUAGAUUGAUAGAGAAUUAUGAUGAUGCUAUUGAAUGGUAUGAUAAAGUGAUAAAAAUAAAACCAAAUCAUAUAAAUUCGAUUUGGGGAAAAGGUUAAUUAUUUUUUUUAUCUAUGUAGGUGAAUCAUUAAGAAUGCAAGACAAAUUCAGAAAGGCUAUAGUAUAUUUUGACAAGGCUCUGAAAUAUCAUCCAAAGCAUUUCUUAUCUCUUUAUGGCAAAGGUACCAUCAAAAACUAUAUGUUUUCAAGGAGAAGCACUUAGAAUGUUGAAAUAUAAUUAUGAUGCAUCUGUUGAAUAUAAACAAGCACUAGAAUUGUAGCCUAAUCAUAUUAAAGGAUUAUUUGGAUAUGGGGAAGUGUUAAAACUGAUGAGAAAGUACUAAUAAUCUUUGGUAUGUUACAAGAAAAUCUUGGAAAUAGAUUAAGGCAACAUGGAAGCAGUGUAGUUGAAAUGUAACUAUUUAUCCUAUGAUUUUAGAUGAGGUAGAACAUUUCAUUUCAUAAAUGUAAUAAAAGGAAUAGAUUAAUAUAAUGAGAAAGUAAGAUCUCCAAAGCAAUAGUAAAUUUUUUGAUGGUCUAUAAACCAAUUCUCUAAAUUUUAGAAAAAAGUUUUGA